AUGUGUCAACCUGGCAAGGCUAACCCUUCGCUGCCACAAGAGGACUACGACUAUGUUCAGUUCGGCGGGAUCCGUAAAUGGGCCCAAAGCACCGACGAACCCAAGCAAAAAAGGAAAAUUUUUAGAAAGAGGCUAAGUCUGCCUCCACCUACUGAAACAGAUAAAGACUCAGACGAAGACUACGAAAAGAUUGCGUCUCCAAGACCUGUUCUGAGAUUGAGAGGUGGAGCGGGAAGCAGCUCCGGAUCACCAUCCGGCACCCCGUCUACCAUGGACAGGAAGCGCAAGCAGACUGAAGGAAAUGAUUUUAACGACCACGAACUCUUAGGAGAAAAGAAGUUGUAA
Cinara cedri is the source of this 345-nucleotide messenger RNA. The record is from the annotation of a GenBank genome assembly. NCBI's taxonomy places the organism in Eukaryota, Metazoa, Arthropoda, Insecta, Hemiptera, Aphididae.